Messenger RNA from Telopea speciosissima, 1504 nucleotides. Its product is annotated as E3 ubiquitin-protein ligase RGLG2-like. The transcript is spliced from 10 exons. The record is from RefSeq and is a predicted model, not a curated record. Lineage: Eukaryota; Viridiplantae; Streptophyta; Magnoliopsida; Proteales; Proteaceae. Bases 58 to 1290 code for a protein of 410 amino acids.
CUGGACAGCUGCUUAUCCACAUAAACCAGUUAAAUUUGUAAAAGAUUUCCUGCAAUUAUGGGAGGGAGACAGUCAACAGCACAUUGGAAACCUGAUGCUUCAUUUAAUUAUGAACCACCAUCAAUUCAGACUUCUUCAUCCUACCCCUCCUAUGCAUCCCACAUGGAACCAGAUAUAAGAAGUAGACAUCAGAGUAGGUACACGAAGAUUGCUGACAACUACAACUCCCUUGAGCAGGUGACAGAGGCUCUUGCUCAAGCUGGUCUGGAAUCUUCCAAUCUCAUUGUUGGCAUUGACUUCACAAAGAGCAACGAAUGGACAGGUGCGAGAGCUUUCAACCGUAGAAGCCUACAUCAUCUGGGAGAGUCUCCAAACCCCUAUGAACAGGCAAUAAACAUCAUAGGAAGGACACUUUCAGCUUUUGAUGAGGAUAACCUCAUACCCUGUUUUGGAUUUGGAGAUGCAUCAACGCAUGAUCAGGAGGUGUUUAGCUUUUAUCCAGAUGAGAGGCCAUGUAAUGGCUUUGAGGAAGCCCUUCUACGAUAUAGGGAAUUAGUUCCACAUCUUCGACUAGCUGGACCAACUUCCUUUGCUCCAAUAAUAGAAACUGCUGUUGGAAUCGUGGAGAAUAGUGGCGGUCAAUAUCAUGUUCUUAUGAUAAUUGCUGAUGGGCAGGUAACACGAAGUGCUGACACAGAAAAUGGCCAGUUAAGUCGACAAGAGCAGGAUACAAUUAAUGCAAUAGUGAACGCAAGUAAAUACCCAUUGUCAAUUGUCUUGGUUGGUGUCGGUGACGGCCCUUGGGACCUGAUGCGGCAGUUUGAUGACAAUAUUCCCUCUCGGGCAUUUGAUAAUUUUCAGUUUGUAAAUUUUACAGAACUCAUGUCAAAAAACAUUCCCAACUUUAAGAAGGAGGCUGAAUUUGCUCUGGCAGCUCUGAUGGAAAUACCGUCACAGUACAAAGCAACAUUGGAGCUCCAUCUCCUGGGCUGUCGGAAGGGAACCCAAGGGAGGAUUCCUCUCCCUCCCCCUAAUUAUGGUUCAGUAAAUUCCAGUUCGAAGUAUUCAAGAUCAAACAGCUUUGAGCAGGGUGCUGGAUAUCACCACGGGACCUCUGCUUCUCCACCUGAAUAUCCUCCACGCAACAACCAGACUUGUCCUGUGUGUUUCUGGGCUGCCAAAGAUCUUGCAUUUGGAUGUGGCCAUCAGACAUGCUAUGAAUGUGGCAAAGAAAUGCCUUUCUGCCCCAUUUGCAGCAUCCAUAUAACCACAAGGAUAAGGCUAUACUAAUUAGUGAUUUGGGUCCCAACACACGAUGUUCUCUUGCAUUCCUUUCUUUUAAUUGACAUUUUAGCUUUAUGUUUCUGUAAAUAGUAUCUUAGAAGAUGCUGGUUUUUUUAUCAUUCCAGAUACGUGGUUUGUGUGAUCUUAAUUCCAUAAUUGUUAUUUGUGAUCUUAAUUCUAUACUUGCCUGAAUCCAAUAUCUCAUUGUAUAUUUUGUAAA